CGUCACACUCUAUUAUACCUCCACACUCUAUUAUACCUCUACACUCUAUAAUACUUCCACACUCUCCGCCACUCUUCCAACCAUCCUUCACACCAUCGACGAGUCCUUCCUACACUCAUCCCUAGUAAACAACAAUGUCCGGCUUCUAUUCAGAUUGGCGUCGUCGCGACGGCUGGUGCGGAAACAACCCGAGAUACGGUAUACUGACAGACGGGUACGGGAAGAGAAUCGAGCAUCAUCGCCAGCGUACACGUGGGUACCGGGGAAACUACGGACCUGAAGCUCAAUCCUGGCGGUAUGGUCGCUCGUCAGGCUAUAUCAAUCGUCGUGAUGAUAAUUACGGUCGCCGCGGCCGCAGUGGUACGCCAGGCUAUUACAAUCGUGGUUACGCACGUUCCAAUCUCAGUCGCUCGUCAAGCUAUAACGUUCCCGAGAAUUGGCGACGAAGCUGUAGCCCUGACGAGACGCCCCCUCCACAACAGCCGCACAUCGUGCGUACCCGGGAUUCCUUGCCGGUGGAAAUCCUUCAGAAUAACUUUGAGUGCGCCGGAAACUUCUCCGAUGCGUUUGCACUCACCACUUCCAAUUCGUUUUUUUACAAAGUUUACAAGGUCGACGAAGCCGGUAUCGCCUUGGAGGUCCUAAAAUCGGAUCCCAUUCUGCGAAGCGAAUUUCACGAACACUAUAGGACUGCCGUCCGUGUGUUCCUUUUCUGUCAAAUGGAUGCCGGAGAAGCCAAUGACGAAGACAAGGUCGGCGAAGCCCAGGCCGACUACGACAUUUUCGACGAGAUUAUAGCCGAGAAGUUACUACGGGCUGGCGGCUGUCAAAGCCAUCAUCAAAAUGGCUAGGAUCGUCAACACUGAGGAUGCCCUCUACGAGGGCCUGUUCGGCCAAAGUGAGGAAUUUAUCAGCGAUUAUGAAUUUUACGCCAGCGGCCUCCUGCGAGGCGACGUUUGGGACUUUUGGAAAAAUAAGAGGAGGCGGUAUUGAAACAGGCUACGGCCCAGGUACGGGGGAUGGAUGGAAGUCUCGGCAGGGGGACAGUUAAGUGUCGGUGAUGGGUG
Messenger RNA from Tricharina praecox, 1067 nucleotides. RefSeq lists its product as uncharacterized. The transcript is spliced from 2 exons. The coding region runs from base 135 to 851 and encodes 238 amino acids. The record is from RefSeq and is a predicted model, not a curated record. Lineage: Eukaryota; Fungi; Ascomycota; Pezizomycetes; Pezizales; Pyronemataceae.